Messenger RNA from Drosophila kikkawai, 1612 nucleotides. Its product is annotated as prolyl 4-hydroxylase subunit alpha-2. Gene Ontology annotation, cellular component: endoplasmic reticulum. Lineage: Eukaryota; Metazoa; Arthropoda; Insecta; Diptera; Drosophilidae. Gene Ontology annotation, molecular function: iron ion binding; L-ascorbic acid binding; procollagen-proline 4-dioxygenase activity. Gene Ontology annotation, biological process: peptidyl-proline hydroxylation to 4-hydroxy-L-proline. The record is from RefSeq and is a predicted model, not a curated record.
AUGCUAAGCUUGAACCGAUUACUCAUAGUUCUUCUUUUAUGGAGACAAAUAAUUGCAAAAAAUAUAAAAGAUCCUUUAAACAAUAAAGAGCAACAACUUUAUAGCUCCUCAAAUGCAGGUCUUCUUAAGUUAUUAGAAUUGGAAGAGAGAUUCAUGGAGAAUGUGAAAAUUUAUACAAAUAAACUGGCCGAGAAAGUUGAAAAUCUACAAGCAUUUAUCAACUCGAUUGAUUAUAAAGUCAAUCAAACUUUUGAAGAUCGCGAGAAAUAUGUGAGUAAUCCCUUGAAUGCCUUUAGUUUAGUGAGAAGAACACAUGAGGACUUGCCCAAGUGGCACAAUUACACUCAACAAAAGGUGGGAAUGGUGGAACUUUAUGCCUUGGAGGAAAUCGCUGUACAGGCUCCCGAUGAGGAGGAUAUGAAUUACUACCUGCAGGAAAUGCAUCGUUUGGAAAAGAUUUACGGUCUGGAGGCCACAGACUUGGCCAGGGGUCGUUUACAAGACAAGAAAUACGAUAUCAAGAUGUCUGCCCGGGAUUGCUUUGCUUUGGGUGAGCACAAAUAUCAACAAGAGGACUAUCAAAGGGCCGCCUUGUGGUUUCGCAUGGCCCUCAAACAGGAACCUGAAAAGAAUUCUAAUAAAAUCAACGAAAUCUUAGGAGACAUUAACGAUAAAUUGCGAAGCCAGUAUGCCACAUCAAUGAUUAUAUUUGGCCUAACAAUAUCCAAUACAAAGCUCACAAUUGCCAAAUCUAAACAAUUGGCCUCCGAAGCAUUGGCCAAAUCUAGCCUGGAUGACCUGAAUAGCUUUAUAGCCGAGUUACUAACACAAAGUGAUGAGGAUGUUGUUAGGGAAAUGAAUACUAAUGCAACAGCUCCCUCUGACUACGAACUGGGAUGUCGUGGCCUGUUGCCCAAGCGAAAAAACCUUUAUUGUAGGUACGAUUUCAGCACAACUCUAUUUCUAAGGAUAGCACCCAUGAAACAGGAAAUAAUAAGCUUGGAUCCCUACAUUGUAAUGCAUCACAAAGUGCUCUAUAACGAUGAGAUCGCUGAGCUUAAACUACACGCCAAGGAUAAGAUCACAGCCACGAAAGACAAUCGGUUAAGAUUAAAGUCCCUUCGAAAGAGAAUAGUUAACCGCAUUACUGACAUAAUUGGCCUUGGAUUUCACAUUAAUCACGAGCUGCAUAUGCCCGAUUAUGAUCGUAUCUCGUACUACAAUCCCAAUCGAAAUUAUGCAUACUGGGGCGGACCAAAAGCCACCUUACUGUUUUUUGCUUCUGAUGUAGUGCAAGGUGGUGCUACUGUUUUUACAAAGUCAAAAGUAUCAGUGUUUCCCCAAAAAGGAAACAGUUUGUUUUGGUAUAAUCUGUUAGACGAUGGCACCCCAGAUAUUCGCAGUGUACAAGCUGAAUGUCCGGUUAUAAAAGGAAAAAAAUGGGUUUUUACGAAAUGGAUAAAAGAGAUAAAUAGUCAGUGUACACAAAGGACAAAAAGUUGAAAAAGUUUAAACACAAAAUAAGUAUCUUUAAGAUUCAAACAGCACAGAUAUUGUAAUAAAAAUGGUUGUUAAACAUCUAAAAAAUAAAAAGAAAAUAUAUUUACCAAAA